Molecule: messenger RNA, 1004 nt
Organism: Phycomyces blakesleeanus NRRL 1555(-)
Lineage: Eukaryota; Fungi; Mucoromycota; Mucoromycetes; Mucorales; Phycomycetaceae
Exons: 5
Coding region: 1-894 (297 amino acids)
Biological process (GO): protein deubiquitination
Cellular component (GO): nucleus; cytosol
Molecular function (GO): cysteine-type endopeptidase activity; cysteine-type deubiquitinase activity
Source: RefSeq, a predicted model, not a curated record
AUGAAACGUUGGAAGUUUAGUAGUAGAUCAUUAAAUACUGAAAUUAAUAUAUAUAUAUAUAUAUGUGUGUGUGUGUGUGUAUCUUUUACUGUUUUUCAGGGUCGUCAAGAAGAUGCAGAAGAAUUUUUGUGUUUCCUAUUGGACGGUUUGCAUGAAGAAAUGGUGGCUGUAUUGAAGGAUCAGAACGAUAAAAGAUCUCAGGAAGCAGCAGCUAAUGGUACUCAGGAUGUCUGGCUGGAGGUCGGACCCAAAAACAAGACAAGCAGUUUGAGAAGUCCUGGAUUCCAAGAGUCACCUAUUAGUAAGAUUUUUGGUGGCAAGAUUCGAUCUGUAUUGAGAUGCCCUGGUGCCAAGGAUUCGGUCAACUUGGAACCUUACCAGUCAUUACCCCUGGAUAUCCAGCCUUCUAAUGUGAAUACAAUCCAAGAUGCAAUUCGCAACAUGACCUUGCCAGAGACAAUGCACGACUACAUGUCUCCAAAGGGUGUCUGUGUCGAUGCAACCAAGCAAAUCUACCUGGAGAAUAUUCCUCCUGUGCUGAUUCUGCACAUGAAACGAUUUGUAUUUGACAACGUUGGAGGUGUCCAGAAAUUACAGAAACAGGUUACCUAUGGUACCACAUUGACUAUUGAGCCUGAAUGGAUGGCACAAGGCUCAAAAUCUUCUGGUCCUGUCAGUUAUCAGCUAUUUGGAGUGGUAUAUCAUCAUGGUGUAUCUGCUGGUGGCGGUCACUACACAUGCGACAUUAAACGACGUAAUGGAGAAUGGCUUCACAUUGAUGACACAACCAUCACACCUAUCUCUGAGCAGCAAGUCUUGGUGACAGAGAAUACCCGCACAGAAUCCAUACAUACUGAUCAAACUGCUUACAUUUUGUUUUACAUGAGAGUAUGAAAAUGAAGAAAGAAAGAAAUGGGAAAAAAAAGGAUUUUUUUAUGAAAAAAAAAGUAUCAAUAUAUACAUAUAUAAAUAAAUGAAUAAAUGAAUAAAGAAUUAAAACAUAA